AUGAAGGAAAAGCGGCAGUCCAAGGUGAGAGUAGAUCUGAAACAGAUUCUGUUCCAGACCCGUGAUGAAAGUCGCAUGCCGAAGAGAUGUACUCUUCGUGCACUGAUAGUUAAACCAGCAAGGAGAAACGGGGUGGACCUGAAGGUUAACUACAGAAAUAUUUGUGGAAGCAAGUCCUGGCCGAUUGCGUGUCAGGAGACAAGGCCCCGCGUGAACUACGAAAAAUGGCCACUCCUCCUGUGCUGCAAAGAGGAGCUGUGCAACGGGGUACCCCCAGACAGCGUAAUGACCACCACGAGCAUCAUCAUCUCCACCCUCAAGUCCGCCUCUCCUUCGCCAUCAGAGGGCGAAAAGGAAAAAGAGAAGUUGCAUCACCUCAGCGCUGAGGACAUCAAGAAGCUGGUGGAUCAGAUAAAUCCUCAAGGCCAAAAUCGGGUGAAUUCCAAUCCUCUAAGGUUAAGCCCCUUAUCUUAUGGGGUCUUAGGUCUGGGGUUGACUAUGAUGAUCGUCGUCGGAUUCGCAGCUUUUUACAUCCUCAGACGAAUGCGAAGCAUGCCGACGAUGAAGAGGAAGUAUCAGGGAGGAGCAUCUGGAUCCGAAUAUGCACAUUUCAUCUCGCCUCCUCCUCACAAGCACUAACCCUUGCACAUUCACUCCUCGUGUCGCCUUCUAGUCCUCUCGAACUGGUCACGAAUAUAAUAUUGAGGAAUGAAUUUGGACGAAAUCUAGCAAAUCCACUAACGGUAGACGAGUGUUUCGUGGUGCUUCCUCUCCCGGUGUAAGUACCUGAUUUCACGUUCUUUGAUUCGAAAUAAAAGCAUGCAAGACCC
Molecule: messenger RNA, 830 nt
Organism: Darwinula stevensoni
Lineage: Eukaryota; Metazoa; Arthropoda; Ostracoda; Podocopida; Darwinulidae
Source: the annotation of a GenBank genome assembly